GUUGAAGGGAUAGGAAAGUUGUACAGCAGAAGUCGGCACCGCACGAGCUAUAUUUAACCUUGUCAAAUCAUUUCUAUUAAGCUUGAACAGACUGGGAAAAUCAGCCAUGUCUAUACAAAGUGCAAUUGUGGUUAAACAGGAAUCAAAUGACCAAACAAUACAAUUUAUGGAUUUAAAAUCAGAUGUAACAUUGGCUAUUUCAACUUUAGAAGAUGUGAAACCAAAUUUAACAUUAACUUCAAUUUCAAAUGUUGUCAAACAAAAUAUAUCAUCACAAUCUUCACCUUUUGAAGACAAGUCAAAUGAAACAGUUGCAUCUUCAACUUCAGAAGAUCAACAAUCAGAUGAAACAUUUUCUUAUUCUAAAGAUAUAAAACCAAAUGUUUCAACAGAAUUUUUAAGGUGUGAUGUUAUGAAAAAGGAUAUCUUAACAUUUUUAACAUUUAAGGGUGAAAACGAAAAUAGCUUAGAUGUUAAAAGACAGCUUGAAUAUUUACCAGAUUCAGAUGCUUUUAUUGAAAAUUUUACAGUUUUAAAAUCAGAUCUUCAUCAUGAUUUAAAAGAACUCAAGGAAUUGCAUAAAGAAGUUAUUGAUAAUUUUCCAACAAUGUAUGAGCUCAGGGAUAAGGGACUGAAGACAUAUAAGUGUGAGAUGUGUUGUCAAAGAUUUACUCAUUUUCAUCUUAUUGCACAUCAUAUAAAAACUCACACAGGAAAGAAUUCAUAUGGGUAUAAUAUACCUCAGCAACAAGGUGCUAUGAACAGGCAUGUAAAACAGCUUAAGAAAGUAAACAAGAAGUUUUCUCUGCAUAAAUUACAUCCUGAAGACAGAUGCAAUGAAUGUGAUGUGUGUCAUAAAAAGUUUGCUCAUAAAACUAGUUUAAAUAGACACAAAAUUAUUCACUCUGAACAUAAGCCAUAUGAAUGUGAUGUGUGCCAUAUAAGUUUUCAUCAUAAAUCUAUUUUAUCUCAACAUAAAUAUACUCAUGCACUAAGAAGACCACAUGAAUGUGAUGUGUGUCAUAAAAACUUUGCUCAGAAGAAUAGUUUAAUUAUGCACAAAAAUAUUCAUGCUGGAAUUAAACCACAUGAAUGUAAUGUGUGUCAUAAAAAGUUUAGUCAGAAAGGUUAUUUAGAAGUACAUAAAUAUAAACAUUUAGGACACAGACCAUAUGAAUGUGAUUUAUGUCAUAGAAAAUUUACUGAAAAGACUAGUUUAUCUAGACAUAUUAAAAUUCAUCUUGGACUUCAUCUGCAUAAAUGUGGUGUGUGCAAUAAAGUGUUUUUUCGAAAAAUUCAAUUAUCUCAACAUAAAUAUAUUCAUCUACAAUUAAGACCUUAUGAAUGUGAUGUGUGUUAUAAGAAGUUUGCUCGGAAGUUUGAUUUAUCUCAACAUAAAAAUAUUCACUAUGGACUAAACCCACAUGAAUGUGAUGUGUGUCAUAAAAAGUUCACUUGGAAGUAUCAUUUAACUGACCAUAAAAAAACACAUUCAAAUCUCAAGCCAUAUGAAUGUGAUGUUUGUCAGAAAUGUUUCAAUCUUAAAAGGUAUUUAUCUCAGCAUAAAAAGACUCAUUUACAUGAGAAACAAUAUGAAUGUGAUGUGUGUCAUAAAAAGUAUGCUUAUAUGUCAGGUUUAUCUCAACAUAAAAAGUCUCAUUCUGGGCUCAGGCCACAUGAAUGUGAUGUUUGUCAUAAAAACUAUGUUCGGAAAGGUGAAUUAUUGGAGCAUAAAAAGACUCAUUCAGGCGUUCUACAUGAAUGUGAUGUGUGUCAUAAAAUGUUUUCUUGGAAAUCUUCUCUUUCUCAUCAUAAGAAGUCUCAUUCAGGAAAUUAGUCACCUCCAUUUGAUGUUGGUCAUAAAAUUUUUGUUCUAAAGGACCACUAAUCUUUAUGCUAAAAUGAUGAAUUUUGCACUGAGGUCACAAUGUGGAUACAGAACACAUAACUUUGAAUUUGGUGUUUAUCAUUAAAAAAAUUGUCAUUGUUGUUAAGUGUUGCAUACAUGAUAUAGUCUUCAUCAUAGUAUAAUUUGUUCUAGAGAGUAAUACAAAUAUAUUGGUUAUCUAGACAUUUUAUUUUAAAGAUAAGCAAAUACAAGCUGGUGUUUUUUAACUUAAGUGUUUAAUUUGUUAGGAUUAUUGUUUUAA
This is a messenger RNA of Physella acuta, 2150 nucleotides long. RefSeq names its product zinc finger protein OZF-like. The record is from RefSeq and is a predicted model, not a curated record. NCBI's taxonomy places the organism in Eukaryota, Metazoa, Mollusca, Gastropoda, Physidae. Gene Ontology annotation, cellular component: nucleus. Gene Ontology annotation, biological process: regulation of gene expression.